GACACUUUGUGUUGAGGGUCACCCUCACAACUUCAUCAACAGAGGCAGAGACAGUGUGAGAUAGACGCAGACAGACAGAGAGACAGAGACAGGUAAUACAAAGGGGUGAGACGGAACAGCAUCUUCAGAGACAGACAGGCAGACAGAAGAGGAAGUGGGAUAUUUCUGUCCUAUGGGUCUUUGACACGCAGAUGACUUCAGUUGUUUCUUUGACGAGAGCGUGAGUGGAAUUUGCCCGCCAUCAGUUACAGGUGCUGGUUGGGAGAUUACCAUGGAAACCAGGAAGGUGAUGCAGCGAGAGCAGGAGGAGCAGUCAUCCCAGAUGUCUCACAGCAUGCAUAUGUCCUCCCAGAUCAAGAAGAGGACCUUCACUUCCAGUGAUGAGGAAGCCUCCUACUCGGAUUUCUAUCCCAUCAUCCCUGCUGACCUGAUGUCUGUCAAAGAGAUCCUAAACGACUUCCCCCACCACAGGACAUGGGACAUUCUGAAGGAAACACUGGCUACUGAUGAAGAGUAUCACAGAGACAAGUGGACCCUGUUUGGAAACGAGGCUGAGAAGUUGGAGAUCGGUGUGAUCAGGAGCCAGCAUGUGUUGCGCACACGGAUCAACAAAAUGGCCCUACGCAAACAGGUGGAAAAGAAGGCAACUGCCCACAUUAAAUACCUGGAGCAUCUGAGUCAGAAGGUCCCAGACUUUCCAAUCCCACUCAGGGCUCACACCGUCUGGGAGGGCAUGACCGUCCAACUCUGCUGUACCGUCCAGGGCUGUCCACCCCCGAAGGUCACGUGGUAUAAAGAUGGUGCGCCACUGAUAUUGUCUGACCAACCGUGGAAUUACAGCCUUCAACAAAAAUUUGGUCUGAACUCCUUGGAGAUCAGAAGGUGCUCUCCUGAUGAUGCAGGCCAGUACAAAGUGGUGGCCAAGAGUACCCUGGGUGAAGCCACCACCUUUGCAACACUCGUGGUGAACUCAUAUCAAGGAGCCGUGGCCGGUUCAGAGAGCUGGCAGACCCAAGCAUCCAACCUUGAGCGGGAGGCCCACUUUGGCACUUCCUUCCCUCCAACAUGGGUGAAGGAGGGCGACAGCCUCAACCUGCAGUGCACCUUCACCUCAGCUCUGUUGCCCUUCCAGCAGGAUGUCACCUGGUUCAGAGAUGGUGUACAGCUGCAUCAGUCCAGCGCUGUGGACAUCAAGGCGGUCGACAAUGAGGCCUCCAUCACUUUGAGGGCUGCGCACAAGGAGCAUGAAGGUGUCUACAUGGCCCGGCUGAAGACCUGGGAUACAAUCCAAGAGCACAGUGCUUUUGUCUACAUCACAGACGCGUCAGCCGCUGUGCUGGGAGGUCCUGCCUCUCCUCUGUCAGUCCAGGUGUGUGACGUCAACAAGGACUACGUUUUCCUUACUUGGCAGCCGCCAAGCGCCGAUGGAGAAUCACCUGUGCAGGGUUAUUAUGUUGAGAGAUGUGACCUUGGUCAGGGCGAGUGGGUACGCUGCAAUGUGCAUAUUCAGAAAAUGUGCCACUACCCAGUGUUUGGGCUGAAGGAAGGAACUACGUACCAGUUCAGGGUCCGUGCAGUUAACAGGGCUGGAGCAGGACGUCCGUCCAAGGCCACAGAGCCCGUCAUCACUGCAGACCCCCUGGAACAAACCCGGGCCAUGGUGGUCAAAGUGCACAGAGGGAGAACCAUCACCAUUACAAAAGAUGAACUGGAAGGUCAGGUCAAGGCUCCUCUCCCUCCCACAAAUGUCCACGCCUGCGAGGUGAGCGACACCUACGUGGUGCUGAGCUGGACCGAGCCUGAUCCCAGAGGCAGGGAGCCGCUCAGCUUCUACGUGGAGCGGUCACUGGCAGGGAAGAGCAGCUGGGAGCUGGCCAGUCUGGACAUGGUCGUAAACUCUCCCAGGUUCCCAGUGUUUGACCUGGCCAAGGGCAAGAAGUACUGCUUCAGAGUGCGCUCCGUCAACAAGUACGGCGUCAGUGACCCCUCUGAGCCGAGCGAGACCGUCUCCUUGGGGAAGCCACAAGCGGCACCGGCCCCUCCUCACUCCCCGAUGGCGGUGAGAGACACAGACACGUCAGUGCUGCUCCAGUGGCAGGAGCCCAAAGAAAAAGACGACAUCCUGGGAUACUACCUGUACUACAGUGAGACGGGCGAACAAGACUGGAAGACUGUGAACAACAAGCCUCUUACCCACACCAGGUUUAUUGUCCACGGGCUCGAGAAUCGGAAAGAGUAUGUGUUCCGAGUGAAGUCUGUGAGCCAAGCAGGAAACAGCAACUACUCAGAGGAGUCUCAGCCCAUCCUUGUCAAAUCUGCCAUUUAUGUUCCCUCUGCUCCCUCUGCCAUCGCCCUGCUGCUGUGCACUGGAUUGGAGAUGGUGUUGGGUUGGAGGGGCCCCCUCUGUCAUGGGGGGGACCCUGUGCGUGGCUACUACCUUGACCAGAGGGAAGAGGGCAUGAAAACAUGGAGAGAGGUCAACGUUAAGCCUGUCAAAGAGAGGACGUUAAGGGUUUGUAACCUGUCCAGUGGACACUUCUACCAGUUUCGUGUGUUUGCUGCCAAUAUGGCCGGCGUGGGGAAGCCCUCUGAGGCCAGUGAAGGUUUUCUGUGUGAGAAGUGGACAAUGCCGGAGCCAGGUUGUCCCUACGACCUGGCAUCCAGGGAGGUGAGAGACGACGCCCUGGUGUUGCUGUGGGCAGCUCCGCUGUACGAGGGACGAAGCCCCGUCACCGGGUAUUUUCUGGAAGUCAGUCAGGGUGACCAAUCGGACAGCUGGAUGUCUUUAAACGACAACCCAAUCUGUGAAACACAUUAUCAGGUGUCAGGUCUUCAGGCAGGUCAGACGUACCGUUUCCGUGUGUCGGCUGUCAAUGAGGCUGGAAUGGGCUUUGCCUCGCUGCCCACUGAGCCAGUCACAGCUCAGACUACACCAGGCACUAAAGAGAUUGAGAUUGGCGUGGAUGACGAUGGCUUCAUAUUUUUGGGCUACGAGGCCAAUGAGGUGAAUGACGAGAGCGAGUUCCUCUGGAGCAAAAACUACACUGAGCCCAUUGACGCCGUCAGAGCCCGAACAGAAACCAAGGAGAACAGGUCAGUCCUCACCUUCACCGACCCCUCUGAGGAGGAUCUGGGUCUCUACGCGGUAGAGAUGAGCGACAACGCAAACCUGUCAUCCAGCUACGACUUCACUGCCAAAGACCUUGAACGACUCAAAGAACUCAGCUGGCAAGUCAGAAAUCCAUUGAUAGCUCUGAAGUCGGGCUGGCAGGUGGAGGUUUCUGAGGAAGGCGACGUUCGUCUUUGGCUUCAGACUGAGGGUCUGAGUGACGCCGCUGAGCUCCGUCUCAUCUUUAACGACCGGGAAAUCUCCAGCACUCCGCACCGUAAGAUCAACUUGGACAAGGCCAAAGGUCUGGUGGAGAUACUGUUCGACCAGCUCGCCGCGGAGGACGAGGGCUCAUACACGGCUCAGCUGAGGGACGGCCGCGCCAAGAACCAGUUCACUCUGGUCUUUGUGGAUCAAAAGUUCCGUCAGACGCUGGCGUUGGCGGACGCAAAGAGACGCGACCAUCAGAGAAAGGCUGGACCCUAUUUCCAGGAAUUCUUGUCAUGGAGUAUAAAUGAAGACUGUGAACUCGUUAUAAAGUGCAAGGUGACAAACACAAACAAGGACACGUCUCUCAAGUGGUUUAAAGGAGGCGUGGAGGUGAGCCAGGUUGUUUACAACCAGUCAUCUGGGGCCAGCACGUUUACCAUCCCACAGGUAACAAAGGCAGUGGCAGGCUCAUACAGAGCUGUAGUGUCCGAUAGGAGAGGAGAGGACAUCAGCACCUUAGAGUUACUGGACAACGAGUAUGACGAGCUUCUCCAGCAGUUGAGUAAACAGUGCGCAUUGUCAGCUGGCCCACUGAGCAUUCAAAGCACCGCUGUAGGUUUCAAGCUCUGCUGCUCAUUCAAAUACUACAUAAGCCACCUGAAGACAAGCUGGUACUUCAAGGACAAGAGGAUUGAGCAGGAAGCCAGAACAAAGACUGGGAGCAGCAUGCAGAUGGUCUGGAUUGAAAUCUUAAACCCAACAAAAAAUGAUAUAGGCAAAUACACCUUGGAGAUGUUUGACGGCAAAGAGACACACAAACGGUUUCUUGACCUCUCUGAACAAGCCUUUGCUGAUGCCUUGCUGGAGUACCAGAGGUUGAAGCAAGCGGCCAUCGCUGAGAAAAAUCGGGCUAAAGUGACAAAAGGUCUUCCUGAUGUGGUAGCCAUCAGGGAGGACAAGUCCCUGUGCCUGACAUGCUUCAUCGAAGGUGAACCCGCGCCAGAGAUCCUCUGGCUCCACAAUGACAAAGAGAUUUUUAACCAGGCCCAAUUCACCAUCACUAAAGAGCCCAAGUGCAGCACCAUCACUGUCAACAAUGUCAAGACGGAAUAUUCUGGAAAAUACAGCAUCUUUGUGCGCAACCAGUAUGGCUGUGAGACGGUUGAUGUGACAGUGAGCGUGUACAAGCAUGGGGAGAAGCCUCCAGCUAACGCUGUGGAGAUGGGUUUAUAGACUGAAAGUUAAGACGCUAAUUCAUUUCUGCAUAUGUUAUGCUGUAGAUUGAGAAUUUAACAUAGCUAAGUGAGAUAGGCCUAGAUGGAUAGAUGGCAUUCACUCAACAUUUGACUGUUCAUUUGAUCCAAUAUAAACCUCUGCACAGAGGGAAAGUGGUCGAUAGAUUGUGAUAUGGAAUGAUGGCAGCUUGUUCAUGAGGGAAUUAUGAUGAACAUGUCAAAAUUGACUAUAUAGUGAAAUACUACUGUCUAACAAUAUUUUAAUCUGCAUUAGCUAAUAUUAGCUCAAUUUAGGUACCGGAAAUAACUGGAUGUUGGCUAACAUUAUAUUACAUCGGCUAACAUUUGCUACAAGCAUUGGUUGAUGUUGGCCAACAUUAGAUAUGUGACAGGUAGCUGAUGUUAGGUGGCAUUGGCUGAUGUUAGUCGCCGUUAUUGACGAAAUAUACAAAUUUAUUAACUUAUAGUUGUUAGUUGAGGAAUUAACAGUUUGCUGAGUGACUCUUGUUUGAUUAUUGUGGCCACAGUCGUCAUUAUUCAACAGACGUGAACUUAAUUGCUCAGAGCAUCUGUUUAAUACACAAAAAAGCCUCAGCUACUGGACGAAGUUGUUGGUUAAUCAGAUGUCAUGUUUGUGUGUGUAGCAUGUUGAAUAAAACCAAUUCAGUAAUACAUUU
Messenger RNA from Scophthalmus maximus (turbot), 5231 nucleotides. It is a transcript of the gene myom3, whose product is annotated as myomesin 3. The record is from RefSeq and is a predicted model, not a curated record. Gene Ontology annotation, molecular function: protein binding. The transcript has 37 exons. Lineage: Eukaryota; Metazoa; Chordata; Actinopteri; Pleuronectiformes; Scophthalmidae. Bases 272 to 4552 code for a protein of 1426 amino acids.